GAAGUCCAAGGGAAAGCCAAAUGGUAAAAAGCCAGCACCGGAAGAGAAGAAACUUUACCUAGAGCCAGAAUACACAAAAUCCAGAAUUACUGACUUCGAAUUUAAGGAGCUAGUGAUGUUACCACGAGAAAUAGACCUCAAUGAGUGGCUAGCCAGCAACACAACAACUUUCUUUCAUCACAUCAACUUACAGUAUAGUACAAUCUCAGAAUUCUGUACAGGAGAGUCAUGUCAGACCAUGGCAGUGUGCAAUACGUAA
Molecule: messenger RNA, 259 nt
Organism: Tauraco erythrolophus (red-crested turaco)
Lineage: Eukaryota; Metazoa; Chordata; Aves; Musophagiformes; Musophagidae
Source: RefSeq, a predicted model, not a curated record